Molecule: messenger RNA, 609 nt
Organism: Acanthosepion pharaonis
Lineage: Eukaryota; Metazoa; Mollusca; Cephalopoda; Sepiida; Sepiidae
Source: the annotation of a GenBank genome assembly
AUGGAUGACUCCAAAUUCAACAUGGAAUCAAAUGAAGUCAGAAAAGGAUCAGCUUAUGAGAACCUCACUCUUUCUAAUAUAGCCAUUUUUUCUUUCUCACUUUCUCUCUACAAUAGUCACAUUUUCUCUCUCUCUCUGUGUAACCAUAACCUUCCUUUCUCUUUCCCUCUAAUCAACAUCUCAUCCUCCAACUCUCCCUAUCUCACCUUUUUGUCUACCUCUCUUCUCUUUUACAAUCAUCACUCUUGUGCUGUUGAUAUUUAUAAUCAUUCCCCAUUGUUGUUUUUCUCUCUCUUUCUCUCUCUCUCUAACCAUCUACUCUUAAUGUCUCUCUUCUCCAAUUGCUCUCUUUCUCUCCAAAUUCAUUCUUUGGUUUUCUUCUCUAUCAAUUUCUCUUCUCUCAGAAAUAAAUCUCAACUGGCACAAAUCAUUCCCCUCUCUCUCUUGUUGCCUUAUUUUCUGCACCAUUGUCCAUGUGGACAUGGGCUUCAUAGGCAAAUAUGCACCAUGGAUGGCUUGGAGGUUUUGAAAGUGGAUGGAGAAGACAAAGAAGGGGAGGAUAAAAGUAAUGUACAAAUGUUUGAUCAUUGGUCGUCACAGGCCACUUGA